This is a messenger RNA of Manihot esculenta (cassava), 3061 nucleotides long. RefSeq names its product protein ROOT PRIMORDIUM DEFECTIVE 1. Gene Ontology annotation, molecular function: RNA binding. The transcript is spliced from 2 exons. Bases 402 to 1739 code for a protein of 445 amino acids. The record is from RefSeq and is a predicted model, not a curated record. Lineage: Eukaryota; Viridiplantae; Streptophyta; Magnoliopsida; Malpighiales; Euphorbiaceae.
UAGAGUAAACAUAAAGCAAGGCAUUUUCAGUUUCACCGUUGCUUGCAGCUAACCCAACUCCACCGCGGUGCCCAAUUUUAAACUUCCGAGUCUGCAAAUCCAAAACCUAAGCUCAGAAUCGGCUAACUUAAAGCCCAGAUUAUAAUCCCUCUCAUUCGUUAAAGAAGCCAUUUUCAUGGCUUAGAUCGCUCAACCUCCUUUCACUGUGAUGAUUGAAUGGAUAUGCAAGGGAGAGAGCUGGUGGUGAUGAUGGGAGGCAACUGGCCAAAGUAAGUUAUUUGCUGUCAUUUCUUUAAUUUCCGUUCUAAUUUGUAUUUUUGUUGAUUUGCUGGUGUCAAGUAGAUACGAUGACUCAAAUCAAUAAACUACUAUCUCUUUUUGUGAGGGUUUAAUCAAAUAAUAUGAUGCUGUUUGAACCUUUUCGCCUUCAAAUAAUACUUCAAGUCAAAAUCCAUUCUAUUCCAUUGACUAGAAGCUUACCCGAAAUCCCAUUUGGUCCAUUCAAUUCAUUUGUCCAAAAAAGAUGGAGAAAACCUGCAGAUACCGCCCAAACCCGCUUGGAGAACCGAACAAGAGACUCUAAACUAGACAAACUCACUACUGACCUCAAGAAACUCAAAAACAUAAUCAAAAUACACGCACUAAUGUCCAGCAGAAAACGCGGCCCUUAUGUCUCCAUACAAUUGAUGUCCCGAUGGAAAAACAUUAUCGGAUUGAACUUGAGUGUGGGUGCAUUUGUCCAGAAAUACCCUCACGUGUUUGAGGUAUUUAAGCACCCUGUUAGGAGAAAUCUAUGUUGUAGAAUCGCAAAGAAACUGAGUGAUUUGAUUAGUGAAGAAGAGAAUAUUAUUAAGGACUGUGAAUUGGAAUCCGUGAGGAGAGUAAAGAAGUUGUUGUUGAUGUCCAGAAGUGGGAUUCUUCACGUUCAUGCUUUGGGGUUGAUUAGGAGAGAAUUGGGUUUGCCAGAAGAUUUUAGGGACUCAAUUUUACGCAAGUAUAAAGAUCAUUUUAGGUUAGUUGAUUUGGAAACUGUGGAACUAGUGAACCGAGCUGAGGAUUUGGGAAUAGCUGAAAUUGAAAAAUGGAGAGAGAAGGAAUAUAAGGAGAAGUGGUUGAGUGAGUUUGAGAUUAAAUUUGCCUUUCCCAUUAAUUUUCCCACUGGGUUUAAGAUUGAGGGAGGGUUGAGAGAGAAAAUGAAGAAUUGGCAAAGGCUUCCUUAUUUGAAACCCUAUGAGACAAAGGAGGCUGUUAAGGUGCGUUCUUGUGGAGGGGUAGAGCGGUAUGAGAAGCAGGCAAUUGCAAUAAUUCAUGAGUUCUUGAGCUUAACUGUGGAGAAGAUGGUUGAGGUUGAACGAUUGGCACAUUUUAGAAAGGAUUUUGGUAUGUUAGUAAAUGUGAGAGAAUUGCUUUUGAAACAUCCUGGGAUUUUCUACAUAUCAACAAAGGGAGGUGCACAUACUUUGUUUCUUAGAGAAGCAUAUGUCAAAGGGUGUUUGAUAUCACCAAACUCUAUUUCUAUUGUUCGGAGGAAAAUGUUAGACCUUGUCUUACUUGGUUCUCGAAAUACAAGAGAGUUGCAACCUCAAGAGGAAGUGAAGAAGGAAAGUAACACUUUGGUUUCUUUAGCACAUGAUGGAGGUACAGCAAGUGGAAAUUGGAUUAUCCCAAUUCUUGAGAGUUUAGACAGUGGAAGUGACAAUGAUAUAAUUGCUACAGCUGAGGAAGGUUUUGAUGGAUAAUAUGAGAAUGGAAAUAGGAAAAGUGACACAAGUGUUGGCGGAUAAUAUGAGGGAAGCAUAUGAUGGACUUACAUUUACUCAUUCAACUCUGGUCACAUUAUUAAACUCUUUGAACAUUGGAAGGUUGCUGAAGGGAUGGUCUGAUUAAGUUGUCAUUACUACAUCUUGUCAUGGAAAUAUCAAGAUUUUGUGAGUUGCCUAUACACCCUAACUUUUUCUUUAUGCUUUUUUUUUUUUUUUUUUUUUUUUUUUUUUUUUUAUGUUUUACAACUUUUGUGUCGGCAUGGUGAGAGGGAUUUUUGUUAGAUUUUACAUUGUACUGAACUUUCCAAUAAUUUCACUCUUGCUGAUUUUGUCAGCUCAAUACUUUCGAUUCUUCUACUUGGGAAUAGCGUCAACAUUACUUGUUGCAUGACAAUAACUUGUACCUUAGUGUGAGUUUCCUGUUUGUAAAAGAUAAUUCACAUUUCACUUAAACGAAUAGCAUAACAUUAGGAAUGAUUAUUUAGACUCUUGUUGAUGGAUGUGUUAAUGUCAAAUUCUAAUUGUUGCUGAAAGAAUGAAUUUGUUUGCUGGUAAUUCUAGAAAUAUUUUCAUAUUUUUGGUGCUGAAGAAAAAUAAUCUGGCUUAUUUUGUGGUUAUAUAUUUUCAGAUUUUUGUUGGAUUAUCUUUCUGGUUAACAGAUUGGUUCAUUCGUUCUUUUACCUUCGGUCUAUCAUGGUCUUGAAUUUUUGUUGAACCUUCAUCUGUUUCCUCGAGUUCAAGCUAAUCUCCUUUGCUUCAAUUCCUUUCUUGUCUUCUGGAUUGGUUACUUUGCUGGAGCUAAUCUCCUUUGCUUCAAUUCCUUUCUUGUCUUCUGGAUUGGUUACUUUGCUGGAGUUACGUAGUUUUGUUUUGUGCUUAAAGUUUGCUUCUCUACUUCUCACCAAAAGAUAUAUCAAUCCUUUUGUGUAUGGGUGGUGCUAUUGCCACAGUCUAGUUAAUGAAUAUAUUUAUUUAUUUUUACCAUUUCUGGUAGAAAAAAAAAAGGAAGGGAAAGCCUUUUUCUUUUACGGAACAGAUGUUGAUCAACCAUUGAUGUAAUAACCAAGAGGUCUGGGUUUAGAUUUAAGAAGAUUGGAAAGGAGAGGCCUGGACAAUGAGAUACAUAAAUUGAAAGAGUUGGGAAUCUAUUUACUUGUUUUCUGUUUAAAUUUCGUUGAACUGUAAAAUGGCUGUCUUUGCUGUUUCUCGACAGCUAGGAUUUUAUCCAUUUGUUCUGUUGAAACAUUAUCCAGGGUAUGAAGUUCCAAAUUUUAGGAAUGAUGGAUUUGAUUUUUGCA